UUGAUUUUAGCGACAGCGAAAAACACACCUGCAGAUUUUCGCUUUCAUAUCAAACCGCAGUGAAAAUAAAAGUACAAGCACUAACUCUUAUCGGUAGCUAAUUUUGCUUUUGAAAGAGUGAAACAUAUUUUCAACGAAAGUUAACAGAAGCGCUCGUAGUUUGUUUAAAAAUGUGUAAAAUGUUGAAUUUUGUAAAUUUCAUAAUAUGCAUUGCCACAUUUAGUCAGACGAUGGAUCCUUGUUUGGCUAUAAAACGUGGUCCCCAUCAUCCACGCAGUGAACAAUCGAAAACACCUAAAGUGGACCAGCAUUUGACGCACGAAGAGCAUCGAAUUGAUGACGACCUCAAGGAUAUGGGCAUAAAUGUGAAUUUGGAGGACAUGUCCGAUGAGGAAAAGAAUUUUUACUAUUUUAAGAUCCAUGACAGCGACAAUAACAAUGCACUGGAUGGGCUCGAGAUGCUGCAAGCGGCCAUACAUCAGGACGAGCAUUUCAAAAAGGUCGAUCGCGAUAAUUUUCUACACAACGCCAGUGAAGAACUGAAUCAUAUCAUUGAGGUUAUUGAUGAGUUCCUGCAAAUUGCGGAUGCUAAUAAGGAUGGCUUUCUGCACUAUGCGGAGUACGUGAAGGCGGUCACAGGUGCACCAGAGGGACAAUAGAGCUAAGCGCACACAAGACACAGAAGACGCGAGAAGAAGAGGAGAAGGGGUGAAUAGCAAAAUAGGAGUAUUAGAUAGUCGUGGCAGAUAAAUAUAGAUUAAAGUUAGGAAAAUUAGCUCAACAUUUAAAGAAAAUUAACCCUCAAGUGUUUUGCCAAAAGAAAGAACAAACAAAAAAACUCACAAUAAACAACAAAUACAUACAUGCAUACAUACAUACGUGCACGCUAAUAAGCAUGUAUGAGUAAACUAAAAUUAUACAUAACUUUUUUCGAACACCUUUUGCAUAAAUUAUUGUAUGUAUGUAUGUAUGUAUGUAUGUACGUAUCAGCGAGGCGUUUUUUAGGUGCAUGUGCAGAUGUAUGUGUGAAUUUGAUUACCUUUAUUGUAAUGACGACGCAAAGCAACUUAUUAAGACUGUAAAUACAUAACUACCAAGCGAUACAUUUUUUUUUAAAACGCUAGCAUAAUUAAUACAAAUAGUGAGAUUGAUAAAUACAAAUAAUUGCUCUUUUACUAAUUAACUAUCGAACUACAAUACAAUAAUAAAAUAAU
Anastrepha ludens (Mexican fruit fly) is the source of this 1214-nucleotide messenger RNA. Its product is annotated as multiple coagulation factor deficiency protein 2 homolog. The record is from RefSeq and is a predicted model, not a curated record. NCBI's taxonomy places the organism in Eukaryota, Metazoa, Arthropoda, Insecta, Diptera, Tephritidae. Gene Ontology annotation, molecular function: calcium ion binding. The transcript has 4 exons. Bases 171 to 659 code for a protein of 162 amino acids.